AACGCCGUCAAGUGAGCAAUCCGUUCGAGUGAAAGAUGAAUGUGGAGAUAAGAAACUGCAUGUCAUCAUCACUUGGAUUCGCAUUCGCUUGUCAGAGCUCAUCAGGCGCAUUGCUUCGGACUUUGCUACCGUCAGGAAUCUGUUCUUAGAUGGCAGCUGAUGACAUCAUCGAUGUCAAAGUAGUGCUGGUUGGAGAUUCUUCAGUCGGAAAGUCAGCAAUUCUCAAACGAUUCUUCGAUGAUAAAUUUGAGGAAACCUCGACCACCAUAGGAAUCGACUUUCGUUACAUUACUAAGCGACUGGAGAACGGAAAGAAAAUUCGGCUUUGCGUUUGGGAUACAGCCGGCCAGGAGCGAUUCCGACAGCUUGCCCCUUCCUAUAUCAGAGACGCUGACGUCAUAUUAAUUGUUUUUGAUCUCACAGCUUCAAACGCUGUCGAGCAGAUAACUCGAUGGAUGCUGUUCGUAGAGGGUGAACGAGAAGAAGGAGCGAACAUUAUUUUUGUUGGCAACAAAUGCGACAUUAGGCAAAGACGGCAAGAUGCAUCUGUGACAACGAGAAUGAUGUCAGAGUAUAAGUCACCUUAUGUGGAGACUUCAGCCAAAACGGGAUUGAAUGUCAAAGAACUUUUCUCUCUCGUCUCGCAAAUGCCAUUCCAGCAUCGAAAGAAACUUUCAGAAUCAAUACGUCUUACAUCGACACCACCAUCAUCACUUUCACGAUUUUCACAGUGCUGUUAGUACUAUAUUAUCUGUUCAUAUGAUAGUUCUAUAUGGUAAAGAAAGGAAAAACAAUAACUUGUUAUGUUGCUGUUGUGUCUGAGAAGCACUUAAGCGGAGACUUUUUAUCGGAUUUCAUCAACAUGUAGAAAAC
Molecule: messenger RNA, 873 nt
Organism: Cylicocyclus nassatus
Lineage: Eukaryota; Metazoa; Nematoda; Chromadorea; Rhabditida; Strongylidae
Source: the annotation of a GenBank genome assembly